GAGAGAAGACUGGGCUGUAGGGAGGAGGCAGCUGGUCCUCCGGAACCUGCAAGAAUGCUGCAGGGGGACGGGGGCUUGGGGACAUACUAGCCCCCAGCCCCUGAUUCUGGCUUUGAGACCUGGCCUCGGACCAGUUUCCCUCUCUGUGCAGCUCUGAAUUCUCCAGGCACCUGGAGAACCAAGAUAGGGGCGCCUGGGGUGUCCAUCCCCAGAGCCAGUCCCUCUGCAAACCAGGGAAGAAGAGAGGAGGGAGUUGCGCCAUCGUCUUCAAUGACUCUCUGAACAGCGUUUAGGAAGAGUGUGAAAGAGAGAGCGCUCGCCAGGGAGAGGAGAAAAGAAGAUGAGGAUUAUCUGCAGACAGAUUGUCUUGCUAUUUUCUGGAUUUUGGGGACUCGCCAUGGGAGCCUUUCCGAGCAGCGUGCAAAUAGGUGGUCUCUUCAUCCGAAACACAGAUCAGGAAUACACUGCUUUUCGAUUAGCAAUUUUUCUUCAUAACACCAGUCCCAAUGCGUCGGAAGCUCCUUUUAAUUUGGUACCUCAUGUGGACAACAUUGAAACAGCCAACAGUUUUGCUGUAACAAAUGCUUGUGAUGGUGUACAUGUUACUAUGCAAAAGGACCUGCCUUCAGACUCUCAGUCCCCACCUCCAGUCUGUUCCCAGUAUUCUAGAGGAGUAUUUGCCAUUUUUGGACUCUAUGAUAAGAGAUCAGUACACACCUUGACCUCUUUCUGCAGCGCCUUACACAUCUCCCUCAUCACACCAAGUUUCCCUACUGAGGGGGAGAGUCAGUUUGUGCUGCAGUUGAGACCAUCCUUACGGGGAGCACUCUUGAGUCUGCUGGAUCAUUACGAAUGGAACUGUUUUGUCUUCCUGUAUGACACAGACAGGGGAUAUUCAAUACUUCAAGCUAUUAUGGAAAAAGCAGGACAAAAUGGUUGGCAUGUCAGUGCUAUAUGUGUGGAAAAUUUUAAUGAUGUCAGCUAUAGACAACUCCUAGAAGAACUUGACAGAAGACAAGAAAAGAAAUUUGUAAUAGACUGUGAGAUAGAGAGACUUCAAAACAUUUUAGAGCAGAUUGUCAGUGUUGGAAAACAUGUUAAAGGUUAUCAUUAUAUCAUUGCAAACUUGGGAUUCAAGGACAUUUCUCUUGAGAGGUUUAUACAUGGUGGAGCCAAUGUUACAGGAUUCCAGUUGGUAGAUUUUAAUACGCCUAUGGUAACCAAACUAAUGGACCGCUGGAAGAAACUGGAUCAGAGAGAAUAUCCAGGAUCUGAGACUCCUCCAAAGUACACAUCUGCUUUGACUUACGAUGGCGUCCUUGUAAUGGCUGAAACUUUCCGAAAUCUAAGAAGGCAGAAAAUUGAUAUUUCAAGAAGGGGAAAUGCUGGAGAUUGUCUGGCAAAUCCUGCUGCUCCAUGGGGUCAGGGAAUUGAUAUGGAGAGGACUCUCAAACAGGUUCGAAUUCAAGGACUGACAGGAAAUGUUCAGUUUGACCACUAUGGACGAAGGGUCAAUUAUACAAUGGAUGUAUUUGAGCUAAAGAGUACUGGGCCUAGAAAGGUUGGUUACUGGAAUGACAUGGAUAAAUUAGUCCUGAUUCAAGAUGUACCCACACUUGGGAAUGACACAGCAGCUAUUGAAAACAGAACAGUGGUUGUAACCACAAUUAUGGAAUCCCCAUAUGUUAUGUACAAGAAAAAUCAUGAAAUGUUUGAAGGAAAUGACAAGUAUGAAGGAUACUGUGUAGAUUUGGCAUCUGAAAUUGCAAAGCAUAUUGGUAUCAAAUAUAAAAUUGCCAUUGUCCCUGAUGGAAAAUAUGGAGCAAGGGAUGCAGACACAAAAAUCUGGAAUGGGAUGGUAGGAGAACUUGUUUAUGGGAAAGCAGAGAUUGCUAUUGCCCCCCUGACAAUCACUUUGGUCCGAGAGGAGGUCAUUGAUUUCUCUAAACCCUUCAUGAGUUUGGGCAUAUCUAUCAUGAUCAAAAAGCCUCAAAAAUCUAAACCAGGAGUAUUUUCCUUCUUGGACCCGCUGGCCUAUGAGAUUUGGAUGUGCAUAGUAUUUGCCUACAUUGGUGUCAGCGUGGUUUUGUUCCUAGUUAGUAGGUUUAGUCCCUAUGAGUGGCACACAGAAGAGCCAGAGGAUGGAAAGGAAGGACCCAAUGACCAGCCUCCCAAUGAGUUUGGCAUCUUUAACAGCCUCUGGUUUUCUCUGGGUGCUUUUAUGCAGCAAGGAUGCGACAUUUCUCCCAGAUCCCUCUCAGGUCGGAUUGUUGGAGGUGUCUGGUGGUUCUUUACUCUCAUCAUUAUAUCGUCUUAUACUGCUAACCUUGCUGCCUUCCUGACGGUUGAGCGAAUGGUCUCCCCCAUAGAAAGCGCAGAAGACCUAGCCAAACAAACAGAAAUUGCCUAUGGAACACUGGAUUCAGGGUCAACAAAAGAAUUCUUUAGAAGAUCAAAAAUAGCAGUGUAUGAAAAGAUGUGGACCUACAUGCGAUCCGCAGAGCCGUCAGUGUUCACUAGGACUACAGCUGAGGGAGUAGCUCGUGUCCGCAAAUCCAAGGGCAAAUUUGCCUUCCUCCUGGAGUCCACUAUGAAUGAAUACAUUGAGCAGCGAAAGCCAUGUGACACGAUGAAAGUGGGAGGAAAUCUGGAUUCGAAAGGCUAUGGAGUAGCAACGCCCAAGGGUUCCUCAUUAAGAAAUGCUGUUAACCUCGCAGUUUUAAAACUGAAUGAACAAGGCCUCUUGGACAAAUUGAAAAACAAAUGGUGGUACGACAAAGGAGAAUGUGGCAGCGGGGGAGGUGACUCCAAGGACAAGACCAGUGCCUUGAGUCUCAGCAACGUGGCAGGCGUCUUCUACAUUCUGGUUGGCGGUUUAGGCUUGGCAAUGCUGGUGGCUUUGAUAGAGUUCUGUUACAAGUCCAGGGCCGAAGCGAAGAGAAUGAAGCUGACCUUUUCUGAAGCCAUAAGAAACAAAGCCAGGCUGUCCAUCACCGGGAGUAUGGGGGAGAAUGGGCGUGUCUUGACACCUGACUGCCCAAAGGCUGUCCACGCUGGAACCACCAUCAGACAGAGUUCAGGACUGGCUGUCAUUGCAUCGGACCUACCAUAAAAACCAAAAAAAUAAUCGAGUGCCUUAAUCAAACUGUGAUGGUGACUGGUGGAAACGCAGCCCCGAGGGACACGCGAGUGCGGGUCCGAGCGACACCCAUCCUUCGCUGAGAGGGGCCUUCCCAUGUGCCCGCAGCAGCCACAGCGACAGCGACGCGUGCAUGAGCUCAGCUCGGAAACCCAAACUCGGAUUUUAUAUCAGGAAAACUCACACUUUAGAUUUUUCUGGGGGGGAUGUGGGCGGGGGGAACUGGGAUGCGUGUAUUAACAGCAACAGAUUUCACUGGGGUGGACUUAAAAACUAAUCAAACUUGCAAGUUAGUGCAUCAGACUGAAGUUCUUGCUUAAAAAUGCCUUUGUUUUCAAGGGUUAAAAUAGUUACAGAAAUCAACGAACAUGCUAACCUGGGUCUCUAGAACACCCAUAUACUCCAGCUGAGAAAAAUCACUAAACUGUGGUAAGAAAAUAAUACACAAAUAUGUAAAUCCUGUGAAAAAGAAAAAGAAAGUAUUUACACCUACUUUGGAAAAAAAAUACUGAAACAUGCUUGCUUUUUAACUGACGUAAAUUCAGUAGAGGACAACACAAUUCUUUUUCUAACCAUCUUAGGGAACAAUACAUUGCAAUAAUUGAUAUAAAUGCCAUCACUGUAACAAACUUUAGAGACUUUUUAUUUUGUAACCGUUGGUCAUCUUCUUGUUUGCUGUACCCUUCACUAUGUCACAUGACUCAGUUGAUGUCCACAGAUUACAUUUGUCUACCAGAAAAAAAAAAAAAAAAAGGAAAAAGAAAAAGAAAAAGAAGACAACAUAAAAUUAUAUCAGUCUGCAAUGUAGAAUCAAGAGACUACGUAUGGGUCACUCAUGUUACCAAUAUUAUUUAUAAUAUCAUUGUGUACAAAAUUGUGGUUUUUGUACCCACCAAAAAAACAAACGAAUAAAACAACAGGCAUUCUUAUAUCUACAGAGCAUAAAGUUUUUUCUUAUCAUAUAAAAGUUAUUUGAGAAAUUAUAAGACUAUAGGAGGGAUUGUAGAAUUCAAGUGGUGGGCCAUUUGGAAAAUGUAGCUAGCUGUUAUUUUUGGAUACUAAGCUACCCUGUUUUACAGAUCUUUGUCUUGUGAACAGGUUGAAUUGUGAAAGAUGGAGUGUCUGAAUUGGGGAGUGAAUCAUGUCAUUCAGCAACAUACCUUGUAACUGUGUGUUGAAAUUUUACUUGACUACUUUGCUGCAUAAAACAAUGUGUCUCUUGGGCUUUCCUCCCAUUCUCAUCCCUUUUAUUCCAUUUUUAUCAUUUGAAGGCACUAGUAACUUGGGAAUAGAAUAGAAAUGAAGAAUUAAUCCUUCUUUUUUCAACUACAAAUUGUGAAGAAAACUAUGUCCAUGUAUUUAUAAAAAUCACCUUGCGUUAAGUAUGGGUUAAAUAAACAUGAUUUAAAAGAUUUGAAUUACUGGAAAUAAUAAGUACUAUAGUAUAGACAAGCAUCCCAAGUUUUAGAGAUCUUGGUAGAAAGCACAAGUCAGGAUGAUUUUGCAAGUCUGGUCUUGAAGGAUGUGUAGCAUUUUCACAAGUAGAGAAGGUGUCAAGAGUCUUAUUGGAUGAACUAUGGCCCAAAGCCAAGCAUGUCAACAGCUUAUUUAAGGAAUAUCUGCAACGGAAUGGGCUACAGAGAGCAAAGGAUGUGCCAUCAUGGAAGAUGAUAUUGGAACCGGUGAAGGACUAGUCACCUUGCUUCAACUCUCAAAACCCCCAUCCAUCUCUCAUUCCAUCUCUGUGCUGCAGGAAGAGCAAGCUUCAGUGAAAGUGCAACUCCAGUCCAGUAACACAUACUAUUCCCUCAGGAAAAAGCACCAAGCUUUUGUGUAGAACAAGUAAGUCCCUUUAUGACCUACCUGGCCCUUGCUUAUCUCUCCCAGGACUCAUCUCAACCCUUUGCAACCUCUUCCACCCAAACAAAACCCUGCAGAGCUGUAGAUGUCACAUGGCAUUUACUAUUGAUAUUUUCUCAGUCUGUAACUCUUUCCUCGUCUCCCUUUACCUGACUAACUUGUACUCAGCCUUCAGCAAUCAAAUUAAAUUUUACCUGCCACGGGAAGAUUUCCAUAACUAUCCACCACCCCAGCCUCUGAGACUAAGUUAGGUGCCCUUUUAAUGUGUUUAUUUUUCUCCGGUCAUUGCACUUACCAUACUGCGUUGUAAUUGCCUGUGUACCUGUCUGUAUAACUACUAGACUGUAAGCUCCUUGAGGGCAGGGACUGUGCCUAUCUUGUUCACAGUUGUAUCCCCAGCACCCAGCACAGUGCCUGGCAUAUUGUAGGUGCUUAAUAAAUAUUUGUUGAAUGAA
Molecule: messenger RNA, 5454 nt
Organism: Erinaceus europaeus (western European hedgehog)
Lineage: Eukaryota; Metazoa; Chordata; Mammalia; Eulipotyphla; Erinaceidae
Gene: GRIA4
Product: glutamate ionotropic receptor AMPA type subunit 4
Exons: 18
Coding region: 341-3112 (923 amino acids)
Biological process (GO): synaptic transmission, glutamatergic; monoatomic ion transport; modulation of chemical synaptic transmission
Cellular component (GO): AMPA glutamate receptor complex; plasma membrane; postsynaptic membrane
Molecular function (GO): transmitter-gated monoatomic ion channel activity involved in regulation of postsynaptic membrane potential; AMPA glutamate receptor activity
Source: RefSeq, a predicted model, not a curated record